CUCUUUUUGUCCGUAUGCACUUCGCCCCCCUAAGUCUUUAGUAUUUCCAGACCAGGAAAACAUUAAUCAGACAAAUUGCAAAGUUGAAAUUCUACGCAAACACAUUUUAUUCGAUCUAUAUUUGAAUUGACGAACUUAAUUUUGGGCAUAUCUAUAUUUUAAGAGCAAGAGCGUUGGUUUAUUACCAUUGAAGUGUGGUAAUUGAUGGAAGAAGAUAAAAAGAAGAAGAGAAAUAAGAAAAAGAAAGGAAAACAAAAUAAAACUCCAGAUGUAGAAACCACUUCUGUGGAGCAGAAUAAUAAUAAUGGUACACAGACAUCAGGGACUGCUGAUACUCAGACUUCUUCUGUAGCUCUGGAAUCUGAUGGAAGACUAGACAUGCAUCACAGUGAUGGAACGGAAAAUAAAUGCGUCGAAGACAAACUAAAGCAAGUUCAAUUGGACAAGGAUUCAUGGAGUUUGAAGGAGGCACACUUAGAAGAGGAAAUUACAAAUUUACGGUUUGAAAAGGAUUCCUGCAUACAGAGGGAGGCGAGCUUAAAUGAGAAAUUUGAACAAUUACAGAAUGAAAAAGCUUCACUUGUGCAAAUAGAGGUGAGCUUAAAUGAGAAAAUUGAACAAUUACAAAAUGAAAAAGCUUCACUUGUUCAGAUAGAGGAUGUUUUGGAGAAGAAAAUAAUGCAGUUACAGAGUGAAAAAGAUUCUUGGCUUCAAAAGGAGGCUGAUUUAGAGGAUAAAAUUAAACACUUGGAGAGUGAUGUAGAAUCUUUGGCUUAUAAGGAGGGCACGUUGGAGGAUAAAAUCAAGCACUUGGAGCAUGAUAGAGAAUCGUUGGCCUUAAAGGAGAACUUAGCGCAGGAAGCGUUAACUAGACUGAAUGCAGAUAAGAUGGAGAUACAAACAAAGGUGAAGGAGUUCGAAGAAUCCCGAGACUAUCACGCGCAAGAGAACCAACAGUUGAGGGAAACUAUAUCUGUUCUGCAGUCAGAAAUGCAAACCCUUGCAAAGGGUAACAAUUCCUCUGCUGCUGCCUCAACGUUAGAGAUGGUGAGUGAACUGUACGAGCAUGAUAACAGGCGUACCAAUGGUGAAUCCCCUUCAGUUCCUACUCAUGAUUCGGCAGUAGUAUCACUUGAAGCAGUUGCUGCAACUGAUCAUGUGCCAGAGUUAAGUGAGAAAGCUCCUGAAUCUAAUAUGCCUUUGGGGUCUUCAAUGAGCAAUCAAAAGGAAGACGAACAGAAUACCGCAAAUAACAGAGACAUGGAAUCUAUAUCUGUUACUGUGAGCCAGAGCGAAGAAUCAUCAGGAGUACCUUACAGAGCCAGUGAGAUUGAGGAAAUCGUGCAAGUUCCCUUAGACGAUAAUGAAAUUAAGGAGGUGGAGUCACGAGCUACUGAAUCUGAUGAAAAGACUGGUAUCCCACUAUCAGAUGCUCCAUUGAUUGGAGCCCCUUUCAGGCUGAUUUCAUUUUUUGCACAAUAUGUCAGUGGUGCAGACCUGGUUGACAAAAAUACAUCUAGUUCUGGCAGGUAAUUGUUGAUACCUCGUGGGACUGAAUUUAAAAACUCCUUUCUAUCUUUUUUUUAGAAAGAUGAAAUAUCAUCGUGGGAAUUGAAAGGUUCAACCCAAAGAAAUAAUUUUAUUCUUCUUACAGGGCCUGUUACCAACACUUUAAUUGUUUUUUUAUACACAGAUUUAACCAGUCCACAGAAAAUGUAAUACUCAUUGUGAUUUUUGUUCUUGAAUACUAUUGUCAUUCCUAGACGGAACCAUUUUUGUUGUUUGGAUCA
Molecule: messenger RNA, 1790 nt
Organism: Papaver somniferum (opium poppy)
Lineage: Eukaryota; Viridiplantae; Streptophyta; Magnoliopsida; Ranunculales; Papaveraceae
Product: major antigen-like
Exons: 12
Coding region: 205-1533 (442 amino acids)
Source: RefSeq, a predicted model, not a curated record